GCUCAAUGAAAACAGUAAACAUUUAUUUAUAAUUAUAAGAUAUGUUUUAGAAAUAUUUAUUAUAAACCAAAAUGGAUAAAACCCAAUUAUCCGCGGUUCUACAAGUUCUUAAAAAGUACAAUUUAAAGGGCACUGAAGAGAUACUUAGAAAAGAAGCAAAUUUCACUGAAGUUGCUAAUGAUUUAGGACACGAUUCAGACGUUAACAGCGUCUUAACCGGGUAUAAGAGUGAUGGAGAUCCAGAAGCAUAUGAAGCAGCUUAUACAGACCUGAAAAGAUUUGUAGAAAGUUCACUUGAUAUUUACAAACACGAAUUGGGAUCUAUUCUGUUUCCAGUUUUGGUGCACAUGUAUUUAGAAUUAAUCUACAAUGAUCAUUCUAAUAAAGCAAUGGAAUUAAUGAAGAAAUUUGGACCUGAACAAGAUUAUUAUUACCAUGAUGAUCUUAAAAAGCUAGCAAUGAUAAUGAAAAAGGAGCAUAUGACUGGAAAUGAAAUUGCAGAGACUUUUAAGUCCAACCAGUUUGUUAUAAGGAUUUCUAGAGAUACUUUAUCCUUGUUAAAGAGGCAUUUAAAUGAGAAAAAAUCAUUAAUUUUGCUAAACAUAAUACAGGAUCAUUUAUAUUUUGAUAUGUAUGAGGGUGUUGCUAGAAAUAAAAGCCAAAUUGAUUCUACUGCAGGGUCUAUGGGUGGUGAAAUAUCUAGGCAUAAUAAAACGAAAGUGUAUUAUGGGAUUCCAAAGGGUCCAGAUCCAGUCACAAUUACAGCACCACCUAUUGAAGAUGAGGAAGAGGGUGCUGAUCAAGACAAUCCAGAUAAACCAAAAAAGAAAAAAGCAAAAAAGGAUCCUAUGUUUUCCAAAAAGACCAAGUCAGACCCCAAUGCUCCACCUCCAGAUAGAAUACCAGCUCCAGAAUGGAAGGACAAUGAUAGAACAGAAAAAUUUAAAGCUAAUCGUGAGGCUUCAAAAAGAGUUACUCUAGGAGCAGAAUUACUACCUUCCUGUUGUUGUUACACUUUGUUAAAUGCCAAUUAUACAGUUUGUUGUGCAGAAAUCACAGAAGACUCUAGUAUGUUAGCUGUAGGUUUUAAUGAUUCGAUAGUUAAAGUAUGGACAUUGGUGCCUCAGAAACUAAAAGCUAUGAAGAGUGCUGAACAAUUGGAAGAAGUUAAUAUUGAAGCUGAAGAUGUAUUGGUGAGAAUGAUGGACGAACGUUCAGGGGAAACCUCCCGCACCCUCUGCGGUCACGGCGGUCCAGUAUACUCAGUUUCUUUCUCUCCUGAUCGUACCCUUUUGUUGAGCUGUUCUGAAGACACCACCAUUCGGUUAUGGAGUCUCCAAAUAUGGACUUGUUUGGUUGUGUAUAAGGGACACAUGUUUCCUGUAUGGGAUGUGAAGUUUUCACCGCUAGGAUAUUACUUUGCUUCAGCUUCGUAUGAUAGGACUGCUAGGUUGUGGGCUACGGACCAUUACCAACCUUUAAGAAUGUUCGCUGGGCAUUUUUCCGAUGUAGAUUGCAUUCAAUUCCAUCCCAACUCCAACUACGUAGCGACUGGCUCGAGUGACCGCAGAGUCUGUCUUUGGGACUGCACCACCGGCAAUCACGUCCGUAUAAUGACGGGGCAUAAAUCUCCAAUUUAUUCUCUAGCGUUCAGUAUUUGCGGCAGGUACUUGGCUUCUGGAGGCGCCGAUUGUAAAGUCCUUAUUUGGGACUUGGCUCAUGGGCAUUUAGUCGCUGAGAUGGUUGGACACGAUAAGACCAUUCAUUGUAUGUCAUUUAGUAGGUGUGGCAACAUUUUAGUCUCAGGCGGAUUAGAUUGUACACUGAAGAUUUGGGACUUCAGCAAGCUCAUUGAGGAAACUAAUUCCGAAGAAGUGAACGUUUCCCAUAAUCCUGACGUCAAAACCGGAGAAUCUUACCUUUUAAGAAGUUUUGCAACCAAAAUUCACCCUUGAUUAAUUUGCAUUUUACCCGAAGGAAUUUGCUGAUAUCUGUCGCAAUAUUCGAUGGGAUUCACACGUAGUUAUUAGUUUUUAAAAGAGUAAAAUAAAGUUUUAUACAAUA
Messenger RNA from Diabrotica balteata, 2064 nucleotides. The record is from the annotation of a GenBank genome assembly. Lineage: Eukaryota; Metazoa; Arthropoda; Insecta; Coleoptera; Chrysomelidae.